Messenger RNA from Pipistrellus nathusii (Nathusius's pipistrelle), 1794 nucleotides. NCBI's taxonomy places the organism in Eukaryota, Metazoa, Chordata, Mammalia, Chiroptera, Vespertilionidae. The record is from the annotation of a GenBank genome assembly.
AUGAUACCCUCAGACAAAGGCGCAGACAUUCCUAACACGGAGGACCUGACGCGUUCUACACCGUCCAAUCCCGAGAAUGGUCUCUCUCAAACCCUGAGGCUUGUGCUGCAAGAGCUGAAUCUGUUCUACAGCCGAGACGUGAGCGGACUGUGUCUCCUGUACGACCUCCUCCACUCCCCGUGGCUGCAGGCUCUGCUCAAGGUUUAUGACAGCCUCCAGGAAUUCAAAGGGAAGAAACUGCUUCCAGCCACCUCCCGGGCACAGGCGCUGUCCCACGAGGUGGUGGAGGUGUUACAUGCGGCCCCUGGUUCCCCUGAGACCCAGGAGCUGAGACAGAUCCUCCAGGCUCCGCACUUUGAGGCCUUGCUCCGUGCCCAUGACACUGUGGCUCAGAGAGACUUUGAGCCCCUUCUGCCCCCACUGCCGGACAACAUCCCCGAGGGUGAGGAAGCAAUGAGAAUUGUUUGUUUGGUGAAGAACCAACAGCCCCUGGGAGCCACCAUCAAGCGCCACGAGAUGACCGGGGACCUCCUGGUGGCCAGAGUGAUCCGCGGCGGGCUGGCCGAGAGGAGCGGUUUGCUUUAUGCCGGAGACAAACUGGUGGAAGUGAACGGAGUUGCGGUUGAGGGACUGGACCCUGAGCAAGUGAUCCACAUUCUGGCCAUGUCUCGCGGCACAAUCAUGUUCAAGGUGGUUCCAGUUUCUGACCCGCCUGUCAACAGCCAGAAGAUGGUGUAUGUUCGAGCCAUGACUGAGUACUGGCCCCAGGAGGACCCCACCAUCCCCUGCACGGAGGCCGGGCUGCCUUUCCAGAAGGGGGACAUCCUUCAGGUCGUGGACCAGACUGAUGCGCUGUGGUGGCAGGCCCGGAAGAUCUCAGACCCGGGCACCUGUGCAGGCCUCAUCCCUUCCAGCCACCUUCUAACCAGGAAGCGACGAGAGUUCUGGUGGUCUCAGCCAUACCAGCCCCACACCCACCUCAAAUCACCCACCUACAAGGAGGAGCUCGUUGGCUACGGUCAGAAGUUCUUUAUCGCCGGCUUCCGCCGCAGCAUGCGCCUCUGCCGCAGGAAGUCUCUCCUGCCCGCCCUGUGCCCCGGCCGCUGCCCCAGGGCCCCCUAUGAGGAAGUGGUGAGGCACCAGCGGCACCUCUCCGACACUCACCGCCUCAUCGUGCUCGUGGGGCCUUCUGGUGUUGGAGUGAAUGAACUGAGAAGACAACUCAUUGAAGUUAAUCCUGACCGUUUUCAGAGCGCUGUGCCGCAUACUACUCGUUCCAAAAAGAGUUAUGAAGUAGAUGGACGUGAGUAUCACUAUGUGUCAAAGGAAGCAUUUGAAAGCCUCGUGUGUAGUCACAGGAUGCUCGAGUAUGGAGAGUACAAAGGCCACUUCUAUGGCACCAGCAUGGAUGCUGUUCAAGCCGUCCUCAAUGAAGGGAAGAUCUGUGUCAUGGAUUUAGAGCCUCAGGGCAUUCAAGUGGCUCGAACCCGUGAAUUGAAGCCCUAUGUCAUAUUUAUAAAGCCAUCUAACCUGAGUUCUAUGAAGCAAUCUCGAAAAAAUGCCAAGAUCAUUACAGACUACUUUGUGGACAUGAAAUUCAAGGAUGAAGACCUACAAGAGAUGGAGGAUUUAGCCCAAAAAAUGGAGACUCAGUUUGGCCAGUUUUUUGAUCACGUGAUUGUGAAUGACAUCUUGCAAGAUGCAUGUGCCCAGUUGGUGUCUGCAGUUCAGAAGGCUCAGGAGGAGCCUCAGUGGGUACCAGCAACGUGGGUUUCUUCUGAGACCGGGUCCUAA